CCUCCCGAUUGUCCCCUAUAUUUUCGAACGGGAGAGAGAGAGAGUCGUUUCCUCCCCAAUCUCUCCUCUCUCUUCCUCCUGUUGCUCUCCGCAUGGAAUUCCGUCGCCGGGCGCUCUCCAAGCCCCACCGGUCGCUAACACCGGCGGGGGCGUUCCCGGCGAAAUCCGGCUCUUCCACUAGAGUCCAGGCUUCUGACGCGCUGCCCCUCCCCAUCCGGCACACUAACAAGCUCUUCUCCGUCCUCUUCAUGGCCUCCAUGUACUACCUAAUGUGCCGGUGGCGCGAGAAGAUCCGCACUGGCGCCCCUCUUCACACUCUCACCCUCUCCGAUAUCCCAGCCAUUGUGGGCUUUAUCGCAUCGCUCGUCUACCUCAUUAGCUUCUUCGGCAUCGCUUAUGUCCAGUCCUUUGUUUCCUCCCACUAUGACGAGGACGACUUCCUCCUUUCCAGCGAUCAACCUGCUCCCUGCCCCCUUACCUGCUCCAAGAAAUCCCCUCUCGCUGCCGAAUCGCUCUUCGGAGAUGACGAGGAAAUUGUUUCCGCGGUUGUCGCCGGCAAGGUCCCAUCCUAUGUUCUUGAGGCGAAGCUUGGGGAUUGCCGGCGGGCGGCGGGGAUCCGUCGCGAGGCGAUCAGUAGGUUAACGGGGCGUGGAAUGGAAGGGCUUCCCCUUGAUGGUUUCGAUUAUUCUUCGAUUUUAGGGCAGUGCUGCGAGAUGCCGGUUGGUUAUGUUCAAUUACCGGUAGGGAUUGCAGGGCCGUUGUUGCUCAACGGCAAGGAGUAUUUUGUGCCCAUGGCGACCACGGAGGGCUGCCUUGUGGCGAGCACGAACCGUGGCUGCAAGGCGAUUGCGUUGUCUGAUGGGGCGGUGUGCGUUGUUCUCAAGGAUGGGAUGACGAGGGCUCCGGUCGUGAGGUUCGCUACGGCUAAGAGGGCAGCGGAGCUUAAGUUCUUUCUAGAGGAUCCCCGAAAUUUCGAGACGCUGGAGAUUGUAUUCAAUAGGUAUAUUUGCCAUUCUUUCCUGUGAUUAUGAUGAACUGAA
Messenger RNA from Dendrobium catenatum, 1040 nucleotides. RefSeq names its product 3-hydroxy-3-methylglutaryl-coenzyme A reductase-like. Gene Ontology annotation, cellular component: endoplasmic reticulum membrane; peroxisomal membrane. The record is from RefSeq and is a predicted model, not a curated record. Lineage: Eukaryota; Viridiplantae; Streptophyta; Magnoliopsida; Asparagales; Orchidaceae. The transcript has a single exon. Gene Ontology annotation, biological process: coenzyme A metabolic process; isoprenoid biosynthetic process; sterol biosynthetic process. The coding region runs from base 93 to 1025 and encodes 310 amino acids. Gene Ontology annotation, molecular function: hydroxymethylglutaryl-CoA reductase (NADPH) activity.